CAUUCCCGAAAAAUCAGAUAAGAUGAUGUUAGGUUUUGGGGGUAUUUGAAUUAUUCAUUUACAAGUGUGUGUAUACUGGCACGUGAUAAAUUAUGUCAAAUAUGUUACGUGGGAAGGCAACACUACUCUUCUUUGCAUCUAUUAUGUUUAUAAAGGAUGGUUUAUUUACAUUUAUUGUUCUAAUCUUUUACAUUCCAGCAUGGAUGAAGAAGGGGUGGUGCAUCGCAUUGUUGAUGAGGCAGUGGAUGAGGAGACAUUGGCAAAUUAUAUCUUUUGUCACAGAGCGUUGUGGCACAGUGGAGGAUUUUGGUCUUACAUAACGCUAGUCUGGUUGUUUCCGGAAGAAAAUAUUGGGAUAUUUAUUAGUACAAAUGGAGGAAUGUUAGAGGAUUACCAGUACACAUCCUUGACUACAACUAUGUACUACCUGGCAGACUUAUUACUGGACAAAGAACCAUGGUUGAACUCUUCAACUGCCUGCUCCUUUCCCGAACCCUGGAAAGACGAGACAGAUUCGAGGUUGACGGAAAUUUCUGCUUUUUUACCGGACAUUUCCGAGUACACCGGAAUCUACGGAAAUGAGUUUCAACCAGAGUUCAUAUUAACUGUGAAUGGAAGUUCACAAACGCAGCUGAACUUCGAAUCAGGAAGACUCGGGGGAAAUCUCUAUUCAACCCAAGACAAAGAUCGAUUCUUGAUGGAGAUAACAUACCCGUGGGAACUUUACGUUCCGCUGAUGGACCAUAACAACGUUACGACAAAAACAAACGUCACCUUUGUUCGCGAAGCUGGAACAGUGACAUCAAUGAACAUAAACAUUAGCACCAAUAUAACAUUUACAAAAGGUGUUUCCAUGUUAGACGUUAUUUCCCGAAACACUAACGGAAGUAGGAGGUUAUUUAGCGCAGCUUGGUGCAGGUACACAGCAAUUAGUCUCCAAGUCUUCGAAUCAGCAAUUGCCAUGCAUCAGUAUUUCGACACCAGUGCAGUGGACCAGGGCUACCACGAGUUCUGCCGCAAGCGAGCAAUUUACGUUUUCCACGAUGCUAGUAAUGUCGGUCAGCCGGGCAACCAGACAAUGGUUCCGACAAGCGUUGGGACCUCCGCACCGCUAGCAGGGUAG
Messenger RNA from Mya arenaria, 1123 nucleotides. RefSeq lists its product as uncharacterized. The record is from RefSeq and is a predicted model, not a curated record. The transcript is spliced from 4 exons. Lineage: Eukaryota; Metazoa; Mollusca; Bivalvia; Myida; Myidae. The coding region runs from base 200 to 1123 and encodes 307 amino acids.